AGAGAGAGAGAAGAUGAGUAGAGGCAAGAACACAUAGAUAGAUCAUCAUGCGUGAAAGAAUGAUUAAUAAUAGUGAUUAUGAAUAUAGAUCAAUCACAUAAUUAAGAGGGAGAUUUGGAAAAAGGGUUUUUGAAAGAUUCAAAAGGGUAAGAGAGAUUAUAUUAGAUUAGAUUAGAUUAGAUUUAGAUAGAGGCGAAUGGGGGUGGACUAUUACAAGGUUCUUCAGGUGGAUCGUAAUGCCAAAGAUGAUGAACUCAAGAAAGCUUAUCGGAAGUUAGCAAUGAAAUGGCACCCCGACAAAAAUCCCAACAACAAGAAAGAAGCAGAAGCUAAAUUCAAGCAAAUCUCCGAAGCAUACGAUGUUUUGAGCGAUUCCCAGAAGAGAUCAGUUUAUGAUCAAUUUGGUGAAGAGGGUUUGAAGGGACAAGUCCCGCCGCCAGGAGCUGGUGGAUUUCCAGGAUCAUCUGAUGGUGGUGGUCCAACAUCGUUCCGAUUCAAUGCUAGAAGUGCUGAUGAUAUAUUCCACGAGUUUUUUGGGUUCUCAAAUCCAUUUGGCAUGGCAGAUAUGGGAAGUACACGGCCAAGCACUUCUGGGUUUCCUAGAGGUGUGUUUGGUGAAGAUAUGUUCACGUCUUUUAGGGGAGGAGGAGCUGGAGAUGGAGGAAAUAAUGUGAUGAGGAAGGGAGCUGCAAUUGAACGUACACUUCCAUGUAGUUUGGAGGAUUUGUAUAAGGGAACAACUAAGAAGAUGAAGAUUUCUAGAGAUGUUACUGACAGUAGUGGGAGACCGUCGACAGUGGAGGAAAUUCUUACUAUUGAGAUAAAACCGGGUUGGAAGAAGGGAACAAAAAUAACAUUUCCAGAGAAAGGAAACGAACAGAGAGGAGUUAUACCGUCAGACCUUGUGUUCAUCGUUGAUGAGAAGCCUCACAGUUUGUUCAAGAGGGAUGGUAAUGAUUUAGUUCUCACACAGAAGAUCUCUCUGGUGGAAGCUCUCACAGGUUAUACAGCUCAAGUGACAACCCUUGAUGGGCGGAAUCUGACUGUUCCUAUAAACUCGAUCAUUAAUCCGACCUACGAAGAAGUUGUUAAAGGAGAAGGAAUGCCAAUUCCGAAGGAUUCGUCUAAAAAAGGUAAUUUGAGAAUUAAAUUCAACAUCAAGUUCCCUAGCAGACUGACUUCAGAGCAGAAAACUGGAAUCAAGAGAUUGUUUUCAUCUUGAACAAAUCCUGUG
Molecule: messenger RNA, 1234 nt
Organism: Impatiens glandulifera
Lineage: Eukaryota; Viridiplantae; Streptophyta; Magnoliopsida; Ericales; Balsaminaceae
Product: dnaJ homolog subfamily B member 13-like
Exons: 3
Coding region: 197-1222 (341 amino acids)
Cellular component (GO): cytosol
Molecular function (GO): protein-folding chaperone binding
Source: RefSeq, a predicted model, not a curated record